ACCGUGGAACUCAGUCCCAGAAUUUGAAGACAGAUCCGUUUACCACCAUUGCUGCUCGUCUCUCGGACAAUGGCUUUUUGUUGUUCACAAUUAUGUCGAUGCUUUGAUCUGAUUUUGACUUCUUUCCUGAUUUCCUGUUUUUUCGUCAGACAAUAAUCUAUUGUGUUUGUUCUGGUAUUCUGGAUGGCCACUCCAAAGGCCAUUCCAUACAUAUUAACUAGUUCAUGUGCUUGUCAAUCCCCGCUUUGCUUAUUCCUUACAACUCGAAGAAGGUGCACUUGCGAUUGAGAUCAAUGGUGAUCCACGUUCGAAGCCUGGAAGCUGCAGAACCGUCUUCAUGCCCACAGUUUCUGCGAGGUCAAUUCUGUCAGCAACCUUUGAAUGCAGAAUUUGUGGUGAGAACAGCUGGGGCUCAACUGAACUGCUCUUUCAUCAGUCUGGAAGAACUGAAGAUGGGGCUUGAGACAGAGAAUGAUCAGGCACCACAGAGGAAACUGAAGCUUCUGGGUCUGCAUAGCUUUCGAACAAGUGCAGACAUCUUCAAACGCCAACUAACGAAGUGGUCGCCCUCUUUGCACGAGCUCUUCGACGUGGAUUACAUCAAUGGCCCACUUCCUUGCUCAGGAAAAUCAGAUGUAGAGGGCAUCUUCGAGGGUCCAUACUACGAAUGGUACAGGUUCAAAAAGGACUACACGGAGUUUUAUUAUGUGGAUGAGAAUCUGUUGUCCUAUAUCUCCAAUUAUAUGAAGUUGCACGGACCUUACGAUGGAAUCCUCGGGUUCUCUCAGGGGGCGUGUUUGGGUGGGUAUCUCGCUGCAAUUCAAGAAAAGGGAGUUGGACUUCAAGAUGUAUCUCCUCUACGUGUACUAGUCCUCAUAGCACCAGCUAAACUCCGAGCGCAGCACCUGAAACACGUCUACGACGACCCCAAGAUUAAGUGCCCUACUUUGGCACUAAUAGGGGCAAGGGAUCCGCUAAGAAUUCCUGGCUUCGAUGUGCUCAAGUCAUUUGAGAAUCAUAUCGCUAUCGAGCAUCGCUUUGGUCACACUGUGCCAAGACUGGAUGAUACACAAACUGCAACUGUGGCCCAGUUUCUCAAGUCACAAUUGGACGCCAUUACUUCUAGUACAGUACCUCCUGAGAGUGAAGCGGAGGCUUCACAGCUGGUUUCAGACGCCAUAGACAAGGUCGAGGAUGUAAAAUCACUCAGUGGCAGUAUCCUCACCGACUCACAGAAUGAAGUAUGUAGUGCAGCCUAAUUAAAAAGAGUCUAACGCUAAUCCAGUAUUCCUGGGUUUCCUUCUUACUUGCUACACUUCACAACUGUUAAGUGGUUGAAGCCAACAGACUUGGGUAGCCAGAUCCUGUGUACAUAAUUCCGCCACCUAUUAUAUGUUACUGAAUCAAAUAUCAAUGGGAAAUCUAGUGAGCAACAUGUAAGUUGGAUCACACUCACACGA
Messenger RNA from Physcomitrium patens, 1460 nucleotides. RefSeq names its product esterase FUS5. The record is from RefSeq and is a predicted model, not a curated record. Lineage: Eukaryota; Viridiplantae; Streptophyta; Bryopsida; Funariales; Funariaceae.